AUGAAUGGAUCCACUGAACGUACUAAAUCACCGGAGGAAAAUCGACGCCUAACGAUCACUGUGAACCCGUCGAAUACAAAGCGUAAAUCUGUUGAGCUUUCCGUGGAGGCGUCGAAACUGGUACGGCGUACGUCGCUGCUACUAGCAAGCCCCGCAGGACCCGAGGCGGUGUUAUCACACGCUGAGGUUCAGCGGGGAGAGCGGCUACAACGUUUUGGUUCUAAAUACUUUGGAGCUUCAAAGUCUAAAAGCUGGCGACGACGAGAUGGCAAAAGUCUAGACACAAAGCGAUCCUCCAACCCAUCGCAUCCAUCAUGUGAUGGUAAGACUAAUAAAGAAGACGAAGAGGGCACGGAUGUGGUCGUCAAAUCACCGCGAAAUCCACUACCGCCCUGGUUUGUUGAGUUUCGUCAAAAGCUUCGUGUCGCUGUUAAAGCUCAGUGGUUUCGAGGUAUUUUGUAUUUUGUAGUACUCGCGGACAUGCUGGUCUUGGCACUGGAUAACGAAUACGUCAAGGGUUCCGCAUUACAACGACUGGAUCUCGCUUUCACGCUUCUACUACUGAUGGAGGUGGUCUUAAAAGGUAUAGCGUUUGGACUAUGGGGCAACAAGGAGGCCUACUUUCAACGAUCUCGAUAUCGAUUUCUUCAAGUGUCCUUGUUAAUUAUCAGUCUCAUAUCUCAUCGUCGAGGAGGUGGUAAUACGUGGAAAGUGCUGCGUGGACUUAAAACCGCAAGGAGUCUAACUCUCUACUCGGGGUUACGACGAAUUCUCAAGGCAUUGAUGCGUGCAGUACCAUUUCUUGCUAAUGUCGGUACAUUGGCGAUGUUCGGACUGCUAGCCUUCUCCAUCUUUGGCCUGGAAGCGUACAGUGGAUCGUACGACGCGCAAUGCACGAUCUCACCACCGGAAGAAGACGAUUACAGCUUUCUUUUCAGCUCAUCUUCAGCAUCAGCAGCGUCUUCAAUAGGAACGAUGACGAUGGAGGCACUGGAGGCGUUACCUCGAGUGUAUUGCUCCACGAAUUCUAGCUGUGCCUCAAAUAACCAGGUGUGCGUAGCUGUGACUCCACCUUCGAGUCACGUCAACUUUGACACCGGGUUAUCAUCACUAUUUCUUGUUUUUCUGGUUGUGGCACAAGAUGGUUGGGUGACAGAUAUCAUGAAACCUGUGAUUGAAUCGUCUUCGUUCUUCAGUGUGCUCUUCUUCGUUGCUAUUGUGGCAUCCAUGGUUUUCCUUGUGGUCAAUUUGUUCGUGGCUGUUAUUACCACGGCUUUCAUGAAUUUCACACUUGACGAAGAAGGCGACAGGGAAAAACCGCACUAUAUGGGCAAACUCGACCCUGCGAUGGAGGAGACUCACGUGAAUAUGAUCAUGGGAGCGACGCUAGUCAUUGAGGACACAAUAAGCAACGACGAUGCUAGUGUCGGCACUGCGGAAGAGGCCCAAGAUGUCACUACAGUAGACCAAAAUGGAGAUGAAGAUGCCGGGGGUACUACCGAGAAGAAUACUGCUAUUGUAAAGCGUGAUACUUCCUAUUCAAGAUUGAGUGUAUCUUCAAUGGCAGACGAAGAUUUGACAUCUCAAGCUCGUAAUAGACGUCCUGCAAGCGCCCCAGUCUACAGCAAAACAGUACACAACAAAGAAGAAUACAUGACUCUAUUGGCAAAGAUGCACAAGUGGAAUUCGCUUCGUAACCUCACAGUGGAGACUACGAUGCAACUUAUCCAAAAUGGAGUGCUGAUGGAGGAACUCAUGGGCCCAUUGACUAGAUCAUUGCAAAAUGGAACCGGUGACGCAUUAGCCGAAGCCGCAAUUACCCCAGCAUCCCCUAUCGUCCCUCGAAAAAAGGCUUUGAAAAUGGAGGUGAUUCCUGAUCUCGAUGCGUUGAAUUUCUCGUCAUCAACACACGCCUUGGUGCUGCAAAAUACACCUUCUACUAGUCCCUUGUUCAUAAAAUUCCAGCGCUUUGUGCUGUCAAAGAAGUUUGACGACUUUAUCACCAUUAGUAUUCUCCUGAAUACGCUUUUCUUGUUAGUGGAGUAUCCGAACAUGAGCUCGGAACUAGACUUGAUACUGUCCGUAACCGAGUACGUCUUUGGUGUUAUUUUCCUCACUGAGAUGAUCAUGCGGAUCAUAGCGAUGCGAGGACUGCGAGUGUAUUUAAGCAGCACCGAACGGGUAUUUGACAUGGUGGUGGUGAUCUGUACGACAGUCAACCUCAUUCUCAACAAUUUGGAGACGAGCUUCAACGGUCUCAACAGUGUGUCAUCUCUACGAACGCUUCGUGUGACUCGCCUAAUGAUGAAGUACGAGGGCACUCGCAAAUUGAUCCAGUCUGUGCUCAAAUCUUCACGUGGAGUGAUGGACGUCGUCGUGUUCAUGCUGGUUUUCCAGGUCGUGAAUAGUAUUAUCGGUAUGCAGCUUUUCGGUGGUUCGCAUCUCGUAGGAAAAGAUGGAGAAGCGCCACGUUGGAACUUCGACACCUUUGGACGCUCGUUCUUGACCCUUUUACAGGUCAUUACAGGCGACCAAUGGUCCAGUAUUACGUACGAUGCGGUCGACGCUGCCAAACCGCACUGGUUCAUGGUCCCGUUUCUCAUUCUCAACUUCAUCGUGGGUCAGUAUGUGCUGCUAAAUCUCUUCAUUGCCGUCAUUCUGGAAAACUUUUCCAUCUCCGAAGAGGAAGCGUAUCAAUUACAGUUAGCGCAGAUCAUCGCUAUCCCUAAAGAACUCGACAUUUACGAGAAGAUUGAGGAAGUUGGUGUGCGUGCAUUCGGCGAGAUGGAUCAGCUUGAAAAUGUCAGCAACGUAAAGCUGCGUAUGUUUCUUGGAUUGGACGAUAGGAAAGAGGGUGAUAACAAGUCUGGUACGGCUGAAGCUGAGGCGCUGAGCUGUAAUAGUCUGCAGUCCUCAACGAACCUUCAAAAUGGUCUCACAAUGCCUCAAACGGCCACCCAGAUGAGGAACAAUCAUCGUGCAUCGCAGCGUGUAUCGGCUUGGAAAAAGUUGUGCAGACAAGUGGCAGUGAACGUCUGGUUUUCACGGCUAGUGCAGUUUAUGAUUCUAGUGAGCUGUGUGUGUCUCGUUCUGGAUGAACCUCAUCCCGAGAUGAGUAUGUCACCGCCAAGUGAGACGUUUGAUUUCGCUCUUACGACAAUGAGCCGCAUCGCCCUUGUCGUGCUCUUCAUCGAGUUUGUAGUGAAAGUUGGCGCGUCAGGAUUCGGAUUUGAGUAUUUGCGAGUGACGAUUUUCCAUAGUGAUGAAGUGCUGGGCUACGUACAUCGGCAAACAUACAUGGAGAACAAGUGGAAUCAACUGGAUCUGACGCUGCUUUUCCUGGCUAUAGCCGACGAGAUCAUCACGACAAUUAAUCCUACCGUGACGGCAUCGAGCGUCUUCCGCGCUGGUCGUGUGCUCCGACCGCUGCGAAUGCUGAAUCAUAACCACGAGAUGAAGGUUAUUCUCAACGCUGUGGCUCGCUCGUUGCCACACGUAGGAAACGUGUUGUCACUGUGUCUCAUCGUGUACAUUAUCUUCGGCGUUGUGGGUCGAUCUUUGUUCUCCGAGCAAUUUUACUUUUGCAAUGACAAUGACGUGACGUCUGCGGCGGAGUGUGUGGGCUUUUACUUGGUGUAUCCAGACGGCGUGUUACCAUUGCAAGAAGCUGCAGCGCGUGGUGUACCUGGUGGCGCCAUUCUGAUGCCUCGAGUAUGGCAAAACGCACGCUUUUCCUUUGACAACAUCGGAGCAGGAUUCCUCACGUUACUUGAAAUGACGUCGUUAAAAUGGGUCGACAAAGCGUUUGCGGCCAUGGAUAUCGCUGGAGUUGGCAAGCAGCCAGUGACGGAUGCCUCCGCCCAAGCUGCGAUCUUCUUCGUGCUCUACAUUUACGUGGGGUCUCUCUUCGUCAUUCGCUUGUUUGUCGGUGUGUUGGUCGAGCAAUUCCAACGCAACAACGGCACUGAAAUCCUCACUGAGAGUCAAAAGUCCUGGGUGGAUCUAGAGAAGUUCAUCUUACUGCUCAAGCCGCUGAAGAGUAUCCCUCGCCCUCGACUCAAGAUACAGGCAACGAUGUAUGACUUGUGCAAACACCCGUAUUUCUCCACGGGUAUUUCCAUCGCGAUCGUGUUGAAUCUGGUGCUUCUGCUGGUCAGUCCGAGAUCCGAGGGAGGCACGUCGCUGUCUUUCAAGGUCAUCGAGAUCAUUUUCCUCACGAUUUUCACGCUCGAAGCUUUGAUCAAGUGCAUCGGUCUUCGCCAGUAUUAUCUGCUACGACCACAAGGGAUCUUCGAGGUGGCAAUCCUAACCGGCUCGAUCGUUGCGUACUUCUUCGCUACUGGUUACCACUCGAUCAUCCAAGCAGGACGGAUAUUCCGCAUGAUGCGUGUGCUUCGCUUCGUGCACCUGAAUCGCGGAAUCUACACUGUUUACCAGACAUUUCGAGCAUCUCUGCGUCCGUUAGGACAGAUUUUCUUCCUCAUGUUCAUGAUCUACUUCAUCUUUGCCAUUGUGGCUCGUCAGCUCUUUGGUGGAGUGCGAUACGGCCCAGCGAUGAACUCGUUCUCCAACUUCCGCACCUUUGGCUCGGCUACUCUGCUGCUCUUCCAAAUCAUGUCGGGCGAUGAUUGGCAUCUCACUAUGACCGACUGUAUGGCUCAAAAGCCUUUCUGUGCUGAGAGAAUAAGCGCCACAACCGGUCGUGUGUAUUCGGACUGCGGCAGUGUGGCUGGAUCCGCCUUCUUCUUCAUCACGUACGUCACAUUGGUGGUGUUUGUCUUCCUCAAUCUCUUCAUCGCGGUCAUUCUCGAAAACUUCCGGAGUUGCUACUUGAAGAGCGACGUGUGUGCUGUGUCUCUGCUCGAUUUCGAGGCGUAUCGUGAAGUUUUCCUGCGCUAUGACGUACACAACACCGGGUACUUCCCACUGUGGCAGCUCGCAAGUUUUCUGUCCGAGCUUCCUCCUGGUCUUCGAGUCGACGCUCAUCGCGAACGGAUAGCAUUUCUACAGCUGCGAACUCAAGCUCAAGCGCAGUGGGGGCCAGCAGUCGAUGGUCGUAAACGUCCCUAUUUCAACGAAUUGCUGCGAAUUCUGUGUAUCCAUCAACUGGGGAUCCGAUCGCUGCCUUACGAACAGCAGAGAGAUCGGGUCAAGCAGAUCUUCAUCUAUCGCGCCAAAGUGGCGCAGAUGCUCGUGGACUCGUACGUCAAAGGAUACAUCCAGCGCUGGAGACUACGCAGAGCACGUCUAGCUCAAUUGGCACUGCUGAAGGUGGACAGAUCGACGUCGACAUCCGAAGACGCAGGCAUUGAAUGUGAUCCACCGGCGAAAUCUCCGACCAAAGAGAUGGAAACCCAAACGGAAUUCCCGAAAGACCGACGACACCGUCACCAUCAUCGCCAUCACCACCGAAAGCAUCGAAGUCAUUCCAAAGAGCCCAAACGAGGGAUUGAACUGCCGAUCUCUGAUGCUCAAGCUCCAAAUUUCACUGUUGUGCCCGAUGAAGAACCGACUUUACCGAUUGCUGAUGCUUCCGAGCAACCUCAAGCUGGCCAAAACACACGAGAAGAGCACAUCGAGUCGUCUCCGAGUCCCCAGUCGAGUUCGCUUCCUCCUGUCUUGCCGCCGUUGGUGAUGAAGCGCGCGCGUGAUCCAGUCGUGUUGUCUCCUCUCGUGAAUUCGCACUCGACAAAAGUUCAUCCGUCCUAG
Molecule: messenger RNA, 5709 nt
Organism: Phytophthora nicotianae INRA-310
Lineage: Eukaryota; Oomycota; Peronosporomycetes; Peronosporales; Peronosporaceae
Exons: 1
Coding region: 1-5709 (1902 amino acids)
Biological process (GO): calcium ion transmembrane transport
Cellular component (GO): plasma membrane; voltage-gated calcium channel complex; voltage-gated sodium channel complex
Molecular function (GO): voltage-gated calcium channel activity; voltage-gated sodium channel activity
Source: RefSeq, a predicted model, not a curated record